AUGCACCCUUCUGUUACCUCGUUCACUCAUGCAUGUAAUCAAUCUUUUCCAUUCAUUCAGCAGAAGAAAACGGUCAGGAUCCUGUCAGUCUCCAUCUCUGCCGACCCCUCGUGCCUUAAUUGCGACACUGGCGACAGGGUCGGCACUAAACACUACGCGACGGCGAGAAAGAAUUCCAGCGACUUGUGUUAUCAAAGAGUCGUACUGAUAGCGGAGUUAUCUGAUAGCCACUAUCGUUUCCACGUAACAGAACCUUUGGAACAGUCGAGUGCUGGCGCGAGAACAAUAUCUAGCGUUGUUUGUGAAAUGCGCCGUUUUGUGGACGUGAGAUUGUCCAGAGUUAACGGCCCGGCGGCUGGGGUCGUGGACACAAGGACUGAGGUGCAGACAUGUCGAACGCAGAGGCGCCCUUACCAGGGCUACCCAUACGUCAACCCGGUGGUCAUCGACGUGCCAUCCCUGGACGCUACGGCGGCCGCCAAAUGGAGCAACCUACCCAGAAAGCCAAUAGGGGUGGCACCAAAUAGACCGCCUGAGCAGUCUAACAGAGCAGACAACAGGGAUGCCGGAACAAACGAUGUCACGGCGAACGCAGAUCGUGUAGAAACGGAGUCUGCGAGACCGGACCGGGAUAUAGAUGAAGACAAUCCUGUUAUAUACAUAGACAUACCCGAAAGCAGUGCGAGCAGCGUUGUUGAGAGUCCAAGGAAUGAAAACGCGAGCGAACGGUCAGAAGUUACAGCGGUGCAGGAUACGGCACUCUACGACCCUUUCAAGGACAGAACAAUCGAAGUGCGGGCAUCCGUUGAUGACAGCGACGACGAAGAUGAUGCUUCGACUCCUCCCCCUCGAAACAGAUAUCUUCCACCGAGACCAGCACCGCCGAGAACUUUGCACGCGUCACAAGGAACCAGUUCCAGCGUCACUACUUCUCCAAACUCCGGCACCACAACUAACUCUAACCUGCCAGCCUUCAUGUCUAAGGAGGCAGGCUACUACGGAAGGCUGCCGACGCCGGACGACGGUUUCCUACUAGCACCUAUACCAGUUACGGAUUUUCCGGAACCCCCACCGGCGUAUACCGAAGUCGAUAGGGUUAAUCAACCCAGCGUAGUCCCAGUUACCCCACCGCCGCGGACCGAGGUGGUGACGACGGUUACAAAUCCGACGAGCACAGUACGGCCAGGCCCCGACAGGAAGCUGCUGAGGUGCCAGCACUGCGGCCAGAUGGUGCAUUCCCUGGUGGUGAGGGAGUCAGGAGCAUUCACCCACAUACUGGCUUUGAUCGUCGCGUUUCUGUGCCUCAUCCCCGUCGCCAUCUUCAUCUACUGCACGGACAGCUGCAAGUACAAGAACCACUACUGCCCCAACUGCAAUCAGCUGAUAGGCUACGAGAUACCCAUACUCUGCCAGCAGAUGGCGUUCGUG
Iphiclides podalirius (scarce swallowtail) is the source of this 1428-nucleotide messenger RNA. NCBI's taxonomy places the organism in Eukaryota, Metazoa, Arthropoda, Insecta, Lepidoptera, Papilionidae. The record is from the annotation of a GenBank genome assembly.